Trichoderma harzianum CBS 226.95 is the source of this 2070-nucleotide messenger RNA. RefSeq lists its product as hypothetical. Bases 1 to 2070 code for a protein of 689 amino acids. NCBI's taxonomy places the organism in Eukaryota, Fungi, Ascomycota, Sordariomycetes, Hypocreales, Hypocreaceae. The transcript is spliced from 6 exons. The record is from RefSeq and is a predicted model, not a curated record. Gene Ontology annotation, molecular function: monooxygenase activity; FAD binding; lyase activity.
AUGGGAUCCUUGGUAAAUUUGACAAAUAUCUCGCAGCGCCAUGUUGUCUGCAAAGUCGCCAUUGUUGGCGGAGGCAUAGGGGGACUCGCGGCUGCUAUUGCGUUGCGCAAAGCUGGGCACGAAGUACAUGUUUACGAACAGUCAGCGUUCCUGAGCGAAGUUGGUGCUGCGAUUCAUAUCACGCCGAACGCAAACAGCGUCCUUCACCACCUUGGAAUUGACCAUGAGAACGGUGGGGGAAGCUGUCUAGGUAUGGUUCGAUUCUACAAGCAUACCGGAGAACUGCUGAAGAGCAUAUCGGUAACGGAGCAGAGACAUCGCUGGCAGAAGCCAUGGCUCCAAACCUAUCGGGUCGAUUUGCACCGCCAUCUCAAGGAGACGGCCAUUUCGAAUCAUGAUGUGGGCAUGCCCGUUCAGUUGCACACUUCGUCUCGAACAGUGUCUGUCGAUGCUCACCAGGCAACGGUGACACUUGACGACGGCAACUCCAUUGAAGCUGAUGUGAUAAUUGGCGCAGAUGGGGUCCGAUCUGUUGCUCGCUUAUCAGUAUGUGAAGAGAGGAAAUAUAUCGCGGAUGCGCCCACACAGAAUGCUUUCCGUUUCAUGAUCUCCAUUGCGAAGAUCCAAGACGAUCCAGCUACAGCGUCUUUCCUGGAUACUGUAGACUCUAUGGACAUGUACUAUGCGGAUGACCGCAAAGUGGUCAUGUACCUCUGUGAACACGGCACUUCGCUCAACUUCGUUUGCUGCCACCCUGCAUCGCUUAGUGGUAAGAGUUUUUCUCAAGGCUAUGACCACAAAGCUGCCAAGGCGUCUUUGCUAGACGUCUACCAAAGUUUCUCGCCCGACCUUUUAGCUGUUAUGGCUAAGGUAUCCGAUGAGGACGUGAGAAUCUAUCCGCUGUUGGACAUGGACACCCUUCCUGCUUUUGCAAAUGACCGACUGGCCGUGAUUGGAGAUGCUGCACACCCCUUCACGCCACAUCUAGCUCAAGGAGCCGCCCAAGCCAUCGAAGAUGCGGCGGCUCUCGGCGUAAUGUUGUCUUACCUAGACUCCAAGGACGCCAUACCGGAACGACUACGGUUGUUCAAUAAAGCGCGAUAUACAAGAGCGACUCUGAUCCAGGAUAUGAGCCGCGUAACGGUUCAUGAUUAUCUCACAUACGGUUUCAGCCACGACGAAGUGCAUAACUCAACUCAGAUCCUCCGAGAAUACAUGUGGGCCAAGGCCCCGAGGCUCUAUUGGCGACAGCCACUUGGAUUCGGGCCAAUGGAUAGUCCUAGACAAGAUGCUCUCUCUUGUCCUCGCCCCGACGGAUUAUCUGACGCGGUGUCGACGACUGCCACGGUUCGAUUUCGCACAAGCGCGACUCUAUUGCGAAAUAUGUUUCCUUCUACUGCGUACAGCUUCGCUAAAACUGACACGGUUGCUGAGGCAAGCUUUACAUUUCAGUCCAUCCAAAACUUGAGCUGGCUUGGAGGUAAAGGAUACGAGCUGGUCAUGUUCCAAAUUCACGGGGUGCAGCACCGUAGUAAAGACGGCAGCGUUCACCAGGGGACUUACAUUCCCAUUGUUCUGGAAAAUCUGGCCGAUCCAAUCAUAUCUGGUCGCGAAGACCUUGGUUGGCCAAAAUUGUAUUCCGAAAUCAAGUUCAAGAACGAUACCAGUGCUGGGGGCAACUUGGAUGUUGAGCUUUCUUGGGGUGGUGUGAAAUGGGCCUUCUUCUCCUGGGGCCGGUUGGACGCAAAUGAUGCGUCACGCUUUGGUUCCUCCGGCGAGGAUGCGUUGUUCGUACACAAGUACAUACCAGCAACCACUGGCUCCCCUUGCAGAGGAGCGGCUGACGCAGAUUAUGACGUCUUGUUUUAUUCGAGCAAGCCCAAGAUUUUGAUGAGCCAGGAGGCGUCAGCUGCCGGCUUUCAAAUUCUAGAGCGGACAAAUAAGCAGCUCCCUACUUUACACCAUGUGGUCAACCGAUUAUCAGAGCUACCAAUAUUAAGUAUUGUCGAAGCAUCUGUGAAGAAAGUGCUCGGACAGGACCAGUUCAUGGGAGCAAAAAAGCUCGACUAA